UCACCUCGCGGGGGCGGACGCGGAGGUUUCCGCGGCUGCUGCGGGAGCGACAGGAAGUGAAGCGGCCCGGCCGGGCAACCGCGGCGGCAGAAACAGAGGCGGAAGGGGCGCUGCGAUCAUGACGUCGGCGACCGGGGUGGACGAGGGGGUCGAGCACCCAGAGGACUCGCCCGCUCCGAAGCCAGAUCUCGAGCCGGGCAGGAUGGAUCAUCACCAGCCAGGAACAGGCCGCUACCAGGUGCUUCACAAUGAAGAGGAUAAUUCAGAGUCAUCUGCCGAAGAGCAACCUUCAACUUCAAACGCAGCGCCGCAGAGCGUUCAGACUGCUCCUUCAGCAUCAGUACUUGAAACGGACUCUUCUCCUCCCCCUUACAGUAGUAUUACUGUGGAAGUACCUACAACUUCAGAUACAGAAGUUUACAGUGAGUUUUACCUGCCACCUCCCUACAGUGUCGCUACCUCCCUUCCUACAUACGAUGAAGCUGAGAAAGCCAAAGCUGUUGCCAUGGAGGCCGCAGCAGCAGAGACAGCCCAGAGAAUUCGGGAGGAAGAGUGUCAACCAAGAGAUGACUUUAGUGAUGCAGACCAGCUCAGAGUGGGUAAUGAUGGGAUUUUCAUGCUGGCAUUUUUCAUGGCAUUUAUUUUCAACUGGCUUGGAUUUUGUUUAUCCUUCUGUAUCACCAAUACCAUAGCUGGAAGGUAUGGUGCCAUCUGUGGAUUUGGACUUUCGUUGAUCAAAUGGAUUCUUAUUGUUAGGUUUUCUGAUUAUUUUACUGGAUAUUUCAAUGGACAGUAUUGGCUUUGGUGGAUAUUUCUUGUACUUGGCCUGCUGCUUUUCUUCAGAGGAUUUGUUAAUUAUCUAAAAGUCAGAAACAUGUCUGAAAGUAUGGCAGCUGCUCAUAGAACAAGAUAUUUCUUCUUAUUAUAGAGAAUGCAUCGACUGGACAUUCUUUUCUUAAACCACUGUGAAAUUUCCAGAUCAUCUGUAAACCUACAACUUUAAUAGGAUAGAAGACUUCUAAAAGCAGAAGACAAAUUAGUGAAGAAAAGAUAGAUCUUCAAAAUUGAAUGGCAGGAUGGUUUAUGCUUAAAAGCCAUUUCUGUUCAUUCUCUUAAAUAUUUAAAUUUCAUUUGUUUUGCACAUUUGCAUAUGUGCCCAUGUAAAAGAUUUGCGUAUACUUGAAAGAAACUAUAAAGUUGUAGCAGUAAAGUCCAGUCAUAUUUGGUUAAUCAGUGUUUGAUAUAAUUGAAAGGGGUGAGUGAGAAACAGUCUUCCAGCGUGUAAAUGCCAUUGACUUCUGACCUGACAUUUAGUAUAAUAAAAAUGGAAUUAUUAACCAUG
This is a messenger RNA of Lutra lutra (Eurasian river otter), 1342 nucleotides long. RefSeq names its product NEDD4 family-interacting protein 2-like. Gene Ontology annotation, biological process: ubiquitin-dependent protein catabolic process; metal ion transport; vacuolar transport. Lineage: Eukaryota; Metazoa; Chordata; Mammalia; Carnivora; Mustelidae. The record is from RefSeq and is a predicted model, not a curated record. Gene Ontology annotation, molecular function: WW domain binding. Gene Ontology annotation, cellular component: perinuclear region of cytoplasm; Golgi apparatus; endoplasmic reticulum.